AAGGGGCGGGCAGGCGGUGGGGGGACGGACGGACGGGGGACCCCGAGAGAGAAUCCCGGAGGCAGAAGUGAGCGAGGGGACGCGCCGGCAGAAAGGCCUUCUCCGUCGGAUGCGGCUGCUUGAAGAUCAAAGGCAAAACCGGAGCUCCCUUUGUGUGCCGUCCUAGGGAUCUUGCUGCUUCGCUCUUCUUCCCUUUGGGCUGAUUUUGGAACCCUGAACUGCCGUGGUGGAAGGAAGCAAAGCUCACCCGUCCCCUACUCUCCGAAGGGGGCUGGGCGGUCUCUUUUUUCCUGGGUGGAGAGAGCCUCGGAUAUUGGAACUAGCAUCCUUCCCAAACCUUUUUGUUUUGUUUUGUUUUGCUUGUUUUAUCCCCCCCCUUCGCUCUCCGGGUGGCUGUAAAUAAAAGUCCAGCAGAAAUAUCUAUAUCUAUAUAUAGUUUUUUGUUUUUUUUUUAAAGGAAGGGAACAAAUGCAAACCCUUCCUUUUCCUCCCUUCGUGAUUUUUUGGAUAAUGAUUUGUGCUAUAUCUUGCCGAUGGAUUUUGCCGGGUGAGGAUUUCUGGAUCGCCUUGUAGAAGAGAGGUCUCUUGGAUACAGGAUGGAUGAUCAGAAACCACCUGGUGAGGACAAAGACUCUGACACACCAGCAGCAGAUGGAAUUGUGUCCUUGGAGGAGCAGGGCAGCGUGGAAGCUGAUCCCUUGAAGCCACCGGAAGAAGGCCCUGCAAAAGAGGCGUUGGAAGAAGCGGAAGCGAAAGCAGAGCCACCCCCGACCUGCAGCUCCCCGCCCAAGCGCUGCGCAUUCUGCAACUGCAGCAAGUGGAGCCUUCACGGGCAGCGAGAGCUGUUGCGCUUCGAUCCGGCGCCUGGCUGGGCGGACGAGCUUUCGGAGCCGCAGGAAGGGAAGCAGCCUGGCUCGGCGGAGGCUGGAGGCGAUGACCUGACCCUGAUUGGCUUUGCGGAUGGUGUGGCAGUGCGAGAGGUGUUUGAGCCAACAGGUCACUUCUGGGCUCAUCACUGGUGCGUGGUGUGGUCGGCCGGAGACUUGCGUUCGGAAGGGUCAUGGUUGAGCCUCGUGAACAAAGCUGUCAUCUCAGGGAUUGCACAGAAAUGUGAACACUGUAAGAGACGGGGUGCUACCAUUCCGUGCCAUGCAGAGGGGUGCCAGCGCCACUAUCACUUCCCCUGCGCGGCGACUAGUGGCUGCUUCCAGUCUAUGAAGAGCUUGAAGCUCCUCUGUCCUGAGCACCUGGACCAGGCAGUACAGAUGGAGGACUCUCGCUGCAUGGUUUGCGAUGCCCCCGGGGAGUUGCGCGACCUACUCUUCUGCACUAGCUGUGGCCUGCACUACCACGGCGCAUGCUUGGAGAUCACGGUGACGCCACGCAAGCGCUCGGGCUGGCAAUGUCACGAAUGCAAAGUUUGCCAAACCUGCAGGCUGUCUGGGGAGGACAGCAGGAUGCUCGUGUGUGAAGCUUGCGAGAAAUGCUACCACACCUAUUGCUUGGAGCCAGCCAUCGAGAGCCUUCCCACCGACUCCUGGAAGUGCAAAAGCUGCCGUGUUUGUUCUGACUGUGGCUUCCGCCCUUCUGCCCUGGAUCCCAGCAGCCAGUGGUACGAGAACUACUCUCUCUGUGAAGGAUGCCAAGAGCAACGUCGCAAGAGCGCAAGUAGUACGGAGGCCGUACAGCACAGCCAGGAGCAAACUGCCCCAGCCAGCAGCAGCAGCAGCCUCGUCACAACAGAUAAGCCAGUGUCCCCCAAACCACUGGAGGAAGCAUGUGCAGCCAGCAAGGAGCAAGCGGAAAGCAGCUGCAGCAGCCCGGUCAGUUUGCACCAAGAAGAGCAGGUGCCUUUGGGUUGCGAUGAGAAACCGACUGAAGCAGACAAGCCGUUAGAGCUGUCCGAUGUUGAUCCGGAAGCCCCUGCAGGGCAGGAGCAGAUGGAAGUAGAGACGCUAUUAGAGCCUGAGAAGGCCCCCUCUCCGCCACCCCCUCCCCCAGUGCCACCAGAUCCAGCCUCACCCUCCCACCCCGAGGAGCCCCCGCUCGGUGCCAAAGAGCAUCCUUCUUUUGAGUUGCCGCCCGCAGAGCCAGAACCCACAGAGAGCCAUACUGAGGCGGCACCCCCAGCCCCGGAAGGGCAGGCCUCUCCAGCGAGCCCCCGGCCUGGCUCGCUCAAAGCCGCUUCCCCCCAAGCCGCCGAGGAAGGAGAAGCCCACGAGGAGCCCAUGGACACGGGGGCCGAGGGCCUGGCGCCGGACAGCCCCGCCGGCAGCCGAGUACAGCCUAGCCAAGAGGACGAAGAGGAGGAGGAGGAAGAAGAGGACGAGGAGGCCGGUGGGGCAGCUCCGGCGCCGAAGAUGGAGCUGGAGGAGAGAUUAUCCCCUCCGCUGAGCGAGGCGGAGGCUCCGGACGAGGACGGGCCUGCUGCGUUGGGGCCUGAGCCGCCCGAGGAGAGCUUCGCCCGCGAACCCAAGCGCUCCCCUUCGCCCGUGGAGGCGGAGUUGCUGGGGGGCACCCCGAUGGAGGCCUACGGGGCUGGCCACCAGCAGGAGGGAGGGGCGAGCGGGGAGGAGGAGGCUGGGCCGGCGCCCUUGAGGCCCCACCACCUGGUGAAGUCGGAUAUCGUGAACGAGAUCUCCAACCUGAGCCAAGGCGACGCCAGCAGCUUCCCAGGCUCGGAGCUCCAGUUCGCCUCGCCCUACCACGAAGGCGGCGGCUCCAUGUCCCUGGAGAUGGCCGGCCUGACCUCCACAGACGUCAGCCUCCAGAGAGACGACGGGGCUUCCUUGCCGCCGGGCGAGAUGGACGACUCCUUGCCUUUUGACAUGAAAGGGGAGUGUGAGAAGGGGCGGCGGCGGAGCUCCCCGGCCCGUUCCCGCGUCAAGCAGGGUCGCAGCAGCAGUUUUCCCGGGAGGAGACGGCCUCGGGGAGGGUCCCACACAGGCCGAGGGCGGGGCCGAUCACGGUUGAAAUCCACCACUUCUUCCAUCGAGACAUUGGCGCUCGCUGAUAUCGACAGCUCCCCGAGCAAGGAAGAUGACGAUGAUGACGAUGACACGAUGCAGAACACGGUGGUGCUCUUCUCCAACACGGACAAGUUUGUGCUGAUGCAGGAUAUGUGUGUGGUGUGUGGUAGCUUUGGCCGUGGUGCUGAGGGCCACCUCCUGGCGUGCUCCCAGUGCUCUCAAUGUUACCAUCCUUACUGCGUCAACAGCAAGAUUACCAAGGUGAUGCUGCUAAAGGGCUGGCGCUGCGUGGAAUGCAUUGUGUGCGAGGUUUGUGGCAAAGCGUCAGACCCGUCCCGCCUGCUGCUCUGCGAUGAUUGUGACAUCAGCUACCACACAUAUUGCCUGGACCCGCCUCUCAACACCGUGCCCAAGGGCGGCUGGAAGUGUAAAUGGUGCGUCUGCUGCGUGCAGUGUGGAGCAGUCUCGCCUGGCUUCCACUGCGAAUGGCAGAACAACUACACCCACUGUGCUCCCUGCGCCAGCCUUGUCACCUGCCCCAUCUGCCAUGUGAAAUAUGUGGAGGACGACCUCUUGAUCCAGUGCCAGCACUGUGAGAGGUGGAUGCAUGCCGUGUGCGACAACCUAUUCACGGAGGAAGAAGUCGAACAGGCAGCAGACGAAGGAUUUGACUGUACCUCCUGCCAGCCCUAUGUGGUCAAGCCCGUUGUUCCGGUCCCCCCUCCAGAAAUUAUUCCGGUGAAGAUCAAGGAGCCGGAGCCCCAGUAUUUUCGCUUUGAAGGCGUCUGGCUGACAGAGACGGGCAUGGCGGUGUUGCGGAACCUGUCCUUGUCGCCACUGCACAAGCGCCGCCCGCGCAAGACCCCAACGACACCGACGACACCACGGCCGCUGGGUGCACUCAAUGGCGAAGGUGUUCUGGAUGGGGUUGACCCCUUGGGCCCCGAAGAGAAAAAGGAGGGCGACGUGGAGGGAGACGAGAUCCUGAAAGCUGAAGUCAGCGUUGAACACAUGGAGUGCGAGAUCAAAUUGGAAGCCCCUGCUACCCCGGAGAGGGAAGCCGCAGCCGAGGCCGAUUUGGCGAAGGGUCUUCUGGAAGACUCUGAGGAGGUCAAGAAGCGGAAGCGGAAGCCAUAUCGCCCAGGUAUCGGAGGGUUCAUGGUGCGGCAGCGGAAAUCCCACACCCGCUUGAAAAAGGGCUCAGCCGCCUUGGCAGAAGCCUCUCGCGAGUCGACAGGUGCUGAGGGACAUCCAGAGGAGGGGGCUCAACCCAACCCACCUGCUGAAGUCCCCGCGGAGGGCAUCGCUGAGCAGGGAGUGGUUGAGGGUGACGAGAAGAAGAAACGGCGGGGCAGGAAGAAGAGCAAGCUGGAGGACAUGUUCCCUGCCUACCUUCAGGAAGCCUUUUUUGGAAAGGCCCUCCUAGACCUGAGCAGAAAGGCACUGCUGGCAGCCGGCGGUGUGGGUGGGGAUGGAACUGCCCACCCUCCCGUUGGCCAGGGGGCUCCCAGGCCCAAGGUGGAUUUCAGCAUGCUUCAGAAAGGACCGGUGGACGGGAAAGACCCUUCGGUUCAGCCCAAAGGGGAUGAAUGUGUUGACAGCAGGGAGGCAGUAGCCCCAGAAAACAACUUGAAAACCGCUGAUGCCAAGACUGAAAAUACCGGCACAGAAGAGCAGAUGGUGCCCAAGACCUCUCCAGACCCUACAGGUGCCGAGAACCCAGCCACACCCCCGGGGGAGGGGGUGCUCAGCUCCGACCUUGACAAAAUCCCCACUGAAGAGCUGCCCAAAAUGGAGAGCAAGGACGUCCAGCAGCUCUUCAAAGACGUCCUGGGGUCUGCAGAGCGAGAGCAGCAACAGCAGCAGCAGCAGCUCAACUGCAUUGGGGCGGAAGCGGAGGCCGGAGGCCUUCGGGACCCGAGCCGCUCGCAGCUGGGCCAGAGGCCUUUCCUGCAAGGUGGCGCCGGGGUCUCCCUUGGGCCCCUUCAACCCGCUGUGCCGAUGGAGACCUACUCAGGGGUUUGCCAGUCCCCAUUUCUUGAUAGCAGGGAGAGGAGUGGCUUCUUUAGCCCCGAGCAGUGUGAGCCAGAGAGCCCUUGGGCCAGCAGCUCUGCGGCGUCCACCCCCACCACGCCCACUACGGAGGGGGAGAGCGACGGGCUGUCGUACAACCAGCGGAGCUUGCAGCGCUGGGAGAAAGAUGAAGAGCUGGGAGAGCUCUCCACCAUCUCGCCCGUCCUCUAUGCCAACAUGAACUUCCCCAACCUCAAGCAAGACUACCCAGAUUGGUCCAGUCGUUGCAAGCAGAUCAUGAAGCUCUGGAGAAAGGUGCCGGCCCCAGACAAAGCCCCAUACUUGCAAAAGGCCAAAGAUAACCGGGCAGCCCAUCGCAUCAACAAGGUGCAGAAGCAAGCCGAGAGCCAGAUCAACAAGCAGACCAAAGUCGAGGUGCUGCGCAGGCCAGACCGGCCGGCCCUACACUUGCGCAUCCCGCCCCAGCAGGGGGCGCUGCCCACCGCGGCCUCCCAGCCGCCUCCUCCGCCUCCGCUGCCCCCUCCUCCUCCCGCCGCCUCUGUGCCAGGGCAGCCGCUCUACGUCAGCAACGCCGCAGCUCUGCCCAGCGGGUCCGGCGGCGUCGAGUCGCCCAGCGAGCUCUUCCUCAAGCUCCCCUCUUCUGCCGCCAGUGCCCAGCCCCCAGCUCCAGUGCCUUUGCACGAGCCCUACGGCGUGGCCUGCCCCCCGCCGGAUUCAGGUUUCCCCUCUCCCUCCUCGGUGGGCCAGAGCCCGACAGUGCCUGCUGGCUUUGCUUCGUCCUCGUCCUCCUCAUCCUCCUCUUCCAACGGACAGUCUCCGCUCCUGCCGAACCCUCGCCCGGCCCCGCAGCCCGGGGACUUCCAGCCCACCCCUCCGGGGACCCCGAGGCACCAGCCCUCCACGCCAGACCACUUCCUCAAGCCCCGCUGCCCCACCGGGUCCUUGGAGAACCUGUCGGUGCCCGGUAGCCCUCAGCGGGCUGCCCUCCUGCUCUCGCCUCCGCCUUUUGGGGAACUGAAGAAAGGGUUGGACAUCAAGAAGGAAGAGGCCGGGCCGGGGAUCUGCUCCCCCAGCUACGGCUGCAGCUACGGCGACUCGCCGUCCGGUGCUCACCACCUGGCCGAAAUGAAGGCUCCGGAUGUUUUCAAGGCCCCGCUCACUCCCCGCCAGUCUCAGGUCGAGCCGCAGAGCCCGGGCUUGGGGCACCGGCCUCCCGACGCCCACCCUCUGGCCGCGUCUCCCCCCAGCCAGGCCGACCUCUACCGCCAGUCGCCGUACCCGGACCCCUACGCUCAGCCUCCCCUGACGCCGAGGCCUCAGCCCCCACCCCCGGAAAGCUGCUGUGCCCUGCCACCCCGCUCCUUGCCCUCCGACCCUUUCUCACGCGUCCCCGCCAGCCCCCAGUCCCAGUCCAGCUCCCAGUCUCCCCUCACACCCCGGCCACUCUCCAAUGAAGCCUUCUGCCAGUCCCCGGUGACCCCCCGCUUCCAGUCCCCGGACCCCUACUCCCGCCCCCCUUCACGGCCGCAGUCACGGGACCCCUUCGCGCCCCUGCACAAACCCCCUCGCCCCCAGAUGCCGGAGGCCGGCUUCAAGCCCAUGCCUGGCUCCCAUAAUACCCUUGCCACUGGGGGCUUCCCGGCAGGGCCGCCCUCCUCCGAAGCCCCCCCUAAGCCCGGCCCGCAGCCCCAAUUCGCUCGCUCCCCUGGGGCAAGCGUCUUCCCGAGCACUCAGGCCCAGCAGAUGCGCUUCACCUUCCCUCCCAGCGAACCGCUCAAGAGCUCCCCUUCCCACGGCAUCAACAGCCAUUUUGCCCCCGGCAAGCCCCAGAGCACAAGCUACGUCUCCUCACCGGGGUUCCACCAAGCUGGGAGCCCCCUCGGCCCCAGCAAGGGCACCGCAGACUCCUACAACGUCUCUCCGCUGCGCCCGCCCUCAGCUCUGCCCCAGCCGCCACCACCUCAACAAGAUGGCGCCUUGGCCUACCUGCCGCGGACAGGCCUGGUGCCUUCAGGCGACAAGAGGGAAGAGGGAGCGGUCGGAGCCGCCAACCGGGAGCUGCAGGAACUGCCGGCCAGCCAGGAGGGGACGAUGGGCAGCAAUGCCACCCAGACAGAGAUGGAGAAAGUUCGGCAGCGGCAGAGACUCCGCGAGUUCCUCAUCCGCCAGCAGAUCCAGAGGAACAACUUGAGGCAAGAGAAGGAAAGUGCAGCCGCAGCGGCCAACAACGCCCAGGCGUCGUGGAACCCGGAGGGUGGCGGGCAGGCCUUUGAGCAGAUGAACCGGAGCAUGACUCCUUAUCCAACAGUGCAGGACAAAGGAAUGCUUGGCAGCUUGGGGGGCACGCCAGCGGGGAGCAAACUUCCCAGUGGAGUGAUGGGGCAAGGGCCCUACGUGCAGGACGAGCGACUUGCCCGCCCCCCUCCAUCAGCGACCCCUUCUACCAUGGAUAUCAAUGGCAGGUCUUCAGUGGCUGCCGCGCAGCCAUUUUAUCCCCGCGGUGUCUUCCAAGCCCCGUCUCCACAGCAGCAGAUGUGGCAGCAGCAGCAGCAACAACAACAGCAGCAGCAGCAGCAGCAAGCUGUGUCCAUGCGUCUCUCUGUCCCUUCGCGCUUCCCCCAGCCCCCCACCCAAGACUUGAGCCGGCAAGCCCUAGCAGGCCUUGCCCCACGCCUGCCAGGCCCCGGAGAACAGAUUCAAGCCUCGAGCGGCGCUCUGGGAGCCCAGUUCAUUGAGCUGAGGCACAACAUCCAGAAGGGAGUUCUUGGGAGCGGUGCGGGGCCCACCUUUGUCCAGCAGAACCCACAGGCUCGAACCAGAUUCUUCAUACCUGGGAACGAUGGUGCCAGCCAGGCUUUGAAAUCUCCCGUUAUGCCCAUGCAGGCUCCUGUCCUGGGAAGCCAAGGCCUGCAAGCCCAGAAGAUGUCUGUCCCUAUAUCAUCCUCUCCUCAGCAGGGGGCAGAGAUGAGCAACAACCACCACCCCCACGCCAAGGCUGUGUCCCAGUUGAUCCUGCCCCCUGGAAACUUGGAGAUGCAACACAUCCCGCCGCGACCACUCUCCUCGUCCGGCCCUAAAGAUGUGCCCAUUACCUCAGCUGCCACUGACGCUGCCCCAGCUGCUGGCAGGAAUCAGCUAGGCCUGGCCGGCAGGCAGCUGCCCUGUGAGGUGCCGGUGGAGCCGGACUUAGACGACGACUUUGAUUCCCACAAAGACCUGGAGGAGGACGAUGACGACUUGGCCAACUUGAGCCUGGACCCGGACGUCGCCAAAGGCGACGACGACCUGGGGAACCUGGAUAACUUGGAAACCAACGACCCUCAUCUCGACGACCUGCUGAACGGAGAUGAGUUUGACUUGUUGGCCUACACCGACCCGGAACUGGACACCGGGGACAAGAAGGACAUCUUCAAUGAGCACCUGCGCUUGGUGGAGUCGGCCAACGAGAAGGCCGAGCGGGAAGAUCUGCUCAAGAAGGAGCCCUCGGCCGGACCCUACCUCAAGGAAACGCCCUCAGCCGGCGUCGGGAAGCCGGGUGAGCCAAGGACGCCAUCGUUGCCCAGAGAUGAGGUACCCAAGGCGAAAGAAGGGCUCGGCCUGCUCCACGUUCCCUGCCCAUCCUCUGCCUCAGGGGUGCCCCCGCCCUCCCCCAUCCUUUCAACACUCAAGGCCCACAGCGACGUGCUGGAUAGCAAGCUGGUCAGCCUGCCGGCCGAUAUCAAACCCAAGAUAGAGGAAGGCUGCCUGAAGCCGUCGCCUUGCCAGUUCAACACCGGCGCCCCAGAGAAGCUUCCUAUCAAGUCUGAAGGGGCCGAGAAAAUGGCAGCCGCCUUGGCGGUCAACAUCAAGCCCGGCCAGGGCCUCAUGAGCCCCGGCGGAGUCCGGCUGGGCAUGACGUCGUUCCACGGCAACAGCCACGCUUCCAUCUCCGACAAGGUCCUCUACGGUGCCCCCGGCCGGCCGCCGCUGGUCCCCGUGCAGAUGGCCAACCCCGGCAACUCCAUCCUGGAGAAGUUUGAGCUGGACGGAGGGCCCCUGAGCCUGGCCAACGCUCAGCAGCACUCUCCGGCCGACGACCUCGACAAGAUGGAGAGCUCCCUGGUGGCCAGCGAGCUGCCUCUGCUGAUCGAGGACCUUCUGGAGCACGAGAAGAAGGAGCUGCAGAAGAAGCAGCAGAUGUCGGCCCAGAUCCCUGGGGGCUCCCAGCAGCACCUCCAAGCUCACACCAUGUUGGCUCACUCGGCUCCCCCUCCCCAGUCUCACGACGGGCAGUUGGUGAGCUCCCAGCAGCAGCUGCAGUUGGGCAUGGUGGCCAGGCAGCAAGGGAUGGUGGCCAGCCAGCAGUUGAUGCAGCAGCAGCAGCAGCAGCAGCGACUGGCUGGUCCCCAGCAAAGUCAAGUCCUGGCCCCGCAUAUGGGCGUGGCUCAGAACCAGGCUCACAUGCUUGCCGCCCAACAUAGCAUCCAGGCAGCACAUGGCCAGCAGAACCAACAGCAGGUCUUGGCCCAGAAGCCCAUGCCGGGCGUCCAGCAGCAACAGCAACAGAUGAUGGGGCUCAAGCCGCAGCAAGUCGUGAUGCAACAACAACAGCAGCAGCAGCAGCAAUUGGCUAACAGCUUCUUCCCAGAUACAGAUCUGGAUAAAUUUGCUACCGAGGACAUCAUGGACCCCAUCGCCAAGGCCAAGAUGGUGGCUCUGAAGGGUAUCAAAAAAGUCAUGGCGCAGGGCACUAUUGGAGUGGCUCCGAGCAUGAAUCGGCAACAAGUCUCCUUGCUGGCUCAGAGAUUGUCCGGAGCAUCGUCUUCAUCUGAAAUGCAGAACCACAUCCUGCCUGGCUCUGGAGGACAGGAACGGAGCAAUGACCCAGCACAAGCUCGACCAAACCCACCCACUUUUGCACAAGGUGUCAUCAAUGAAGCUGAUCAGCGCCAGUACGAAGACUGGCUCCUCCAUACGCAGCAACUCCUCCAGAUGCAGCUGAAGGUGCUGGAGGAGCAGAUAGGGGUUCACCGCAAGUCCCGCAAGGCCCUGUGCGCCAAGCAGCGGACGGCGAAAAAGGCCGGCCGGGAAUUCCCCGAGGCUGAUGCUGAGAAGCUCAAGCUGGUGACGGAGCAGCAAAGCAAGAUUCAGAAGCAGUUGGAUCAGGUUCGGAAGCAGCAGAAGGAACACACCAACCUCAUGGCUGAGUACCGCAACAAGCAGCAGCAGCACCAGCAGCAAAGCUCCGCCGUCUUGGCCCUCAGCCCCUCGCAAAGCCCCCGCCUGAUGGCCAAGCUCCCCGGCCAGCUCCUCUCCGCGCACGGCCUCCAGCCGGGGCCGCAGGGCCUAGCAGGCCAGGCCGGCUUGCGCCUCCCUCAGGCCGCCGCCAUGGCUGUGCAGCAGGGCUUGCCCUUUAUGGGAGGACAGCAGCAGCAGCAGCAGCAGCAGCAGCCAUCGGGCGCUUCGGCCCCCAACAGCUUCUUCUCCAGCAACCGCCUGUUGCAGGAGCGGCAGAUGCAGCAGCAGCGGCUGCAGCUGGCGCAGAAGCUGCAGCAGCAGCAGAACCUCAUAGGGCAAGUGUCCAUGCAGCAGCAGCAGCAGCAGCAGCAAAGCCACAUGGGACAAAUGGCGAUGCAGCAGCAGCAAAGCCUUAUGGGGCAGAUCUCGGUGCAGCAGCAGCAGCAAAGCACAAUGGGUCAGGUGGGCUUGAUGAGCCAGCCCCCGCCUCCGCCACCCACGCCCCAGCCGAGCCAGAAUCUGCUCUCCAAGCAGCAAGGGCUGCUGGGAAACCAGGCGGGAGUCCUGGUCCAGCAGCUCUCUCCGCAGCAGCAGCAGCAGCAGCAGCAAGCCAUGCUGGGACACUCAAUGCUGCAGCAUCAGGGCAUGAUGGGGCACCCUGCUUCCCAGAGGCAAAUGCUGUUGGCCCCACAGCAGCAGGGUCAGCAGCACCGAGUGCCUCAGCAGCUGGUGCAGCAGGCGCAGGGCAUGAUGGGGCAUCGGCUGCUUUUGUCACCACAGCAGCAGCAGCAGCAGCAGCCAGGGCUUCUCGGGCAGCAGCAGAGGACAUUGCUGAGCCAGCAACAGCACCAGCCGCUCCUGGGCCAGGGGCCGGCUUCCCAGCAGGGCGUGGGCGCCGAACCUCUCCAGCACUUUGCGCAGCACGGGUCUCUGAACCAGCAGCUGCACUCCUCGACUCAGGGAAUGCAGCCAGCCCAGCAGCAGCAACAGCAGCAGCAGCAGCAGGGGUUGGCUGUCAAGGAGCAGCAAGGAGGGCCAGAAGGCGGCACGGCCAUGCUGCCUCCCGAAGGGGCGGACGGUGCAUUGCAACAGCAGCUAAGACCCCACAUGGUGGGCCCAGAGAUGGGAGGGCAGCUGCAGAUGAGCACUCAAGAGCAGCAGCAGCAGCAGGGGCUGACCGGCCACGGGACUCCUCUUCCGGAGCAGCCGUCUCAGCUGAUGCUCCAGCAGCACGGGGAGCAGCAGAAGCAGUCGGCUGAGCUGGGCCAAGCCCAGCACUUGCUCUUGGGCCCCCAGCAGCAGAACAUGCUGGGCUCCCUGCAGCUACGGAUGCAGCAGCAGCAGCAGCAGCAGCAGCAGCAAAACAGCCACUUGCAGCAGCAGCAGCAGCAAAACAGCCACCUGCAGCAGCAGCAGCAGCAAAACAGCCACCUGCAGCAGCAGCAGCAGCAGCAACAACAACAACAACAACAGAACAACCUCCUCCAGCAGCCAUUGCGUUCUCACCUGCCUAUAGACGGCAUUCUGCAGCAAGAGCUGUCGCAGCAGCAGCAGCACCAUCGAGAUGCAACUCAGGGCCCCCACUUGCUCAACCAGCAGAUGGAGCAGCAAGGCCAAGUGCAAAGGAUGAUAGGACAGAACCUGGAGCAGCCUUCCAAAGGUUUGCUGGGACAGCACCACCUCCAGCAGCAACAGCAGCAGCAACAGCAACAACAGCAACAAUGCCUUCAGAGCCCAGCCGGGCCCUCGAAAACACCGGGGCUGAUGAUGCAGCAGCAGCAACAACAACAACAAAGCAUGAUGGUGCAGCAGUCCUCCCCGCAAGGCCAAAGCAUCCUGUCCAGCCCUGUGAUGGGCCAGAUCCGUGCCCAGCUGCAGGGCGUCAUCUCCAAAAACCCUCAGCUGCGGAACCUGACUCCGCAGCAGCAGCAGCAGCUGCAGGCCUUGCUAAUGCAGAGGCACCAGCAGAACCUGCUGCAGCAGCAACAGCAGCAGCAGCAGAACCAGGCGCUGCGGCAAGCCAGCCCCUACCCGGGGCAGGCGGCCCCAGAGCAAGGCCAGCAAGCUGCUCAGCACCUCUCCCUGCCGGGCGCUGCCGGGCAGCAGCCGCAAAGGCAGCCGCCCCUGGCGGUCUUCCAGAUUCGUCCGGACCAGGGUUUCGGUGCCUCAGUGGAGCAGCAGCAGCAGAGGGUCCCGGUGAGCCAGCAAUCCGCUGUCUGUCCCCAGCAGCAGGGGAUGGUGAGGCUCCCCACCCCUCAGGCUCCCUCUGUCCCCUUGAGCGUUGCCGGCAUGGCAUCUGGGCAGCAGACGCCACUGCAGGCACAGCAGCAUCCGAGCCCUCCAGAGCCAAAGAGACCGUCUCCUUUGCUCUUGGCUAAAAGCCCUGAGCAGCAGCAGACUCCCACCCAGAGGCACCAGCCUGCUACUCCCAGCUCCCUGCUGCUCUCCACCCCAACACCCCCAAGCGCGGGAGAAGUGACUCCCGGGACGUGCAGCCUCCGAGACUCCGAGUGCCCCACCACCAAAGAGGCCGCAGAGACCGGCACGGCCAACGGGCAGGCGGUGGAAGCUGCUUCUCCCUUGGCGGGAAGGGUUCCCCCACCGCCAGGAGACCUUCCCCUUGUUUGCAUCAAACAGGAGCCCAAGGAGGAAGCCUCCCAGUGCGCCCUGAUGAGCGGAACCCAGCCCGUCAAGCGGGAGGCGAACGGGGACCCUGUCUCGGCCCCUGCCGCUCCCGCGACCACCAACAGCCUCACCCGCACCGAAGCCGGGCACCUCUUGCUGCAGAAGUUGCUGCGGGCCAAGAACGUCACUCUUGGGACGCAGCGCUCGGGCGACGUCAACGGGCAUGUGGAUGGCAAGAUCGCCGGGGCGGAGGGCCGGUUGCAGCCGGUGCCAGAUGUGCGAGAGGACGCGCUGGCAGCCAAGAAGCCCCCGCCGCCGAAGCCCAAGCGGUCCCAGAAAGCUGGGGAGCGAGUCGCCAACUCUCGCAAGAAGCUACGCAAAGAGGAUGGAGUGAAAUCCAAUGAGGCCCUGAUGAAACAGCUCAAGCAGGAGCUGUCCUUGCUGCCUCUGAUGGAGCCUGUCAUCACAGCCAACUUCAACCUCUUCCCCCCCUUUGGGAGCAGCCCGGUCAAUGGCAAGAGCCAGCUGAAGGGCUCCUUUGGUAACGCCGCCUUGGACAGCAUUCCGGACUAUUACUCCCAGCUGCUCACCAAGAACAAUCUGAGCAACCCGCCAACCCCACCUUCUUCGCUGCCUCCCACACCGCCCCCCUCGGUGCAGCAAAAGCUGGUGAACGGGGUCCUGUCUUCCGAGGAACUGACGGAGCAGCCCAAGGAGCCGGUGCUGCCCCACGAGCACGAAGGGCAAAAGGAUGCUCCCCCUGUGGAAGUGAAAAGCUUAGAUCUCCUCGCAGCUCUGCCCACACCGCCACACAACCAGACCGAGGAUGUCAGGAUGGAGAGUGACGAGGAGAGCGACUCCCCCGACAGCAUCGUCCCAGCCUCAUCCCCCGAGAGUGUCCUGAGCGAAGAGGUGCCACGCUUUCCCCUGCUGUCCGGAGCCAAGCCGGAAGUGGAAGAGAGACCCCUCUCUCCAGUCAUCCCCAUCAUCCCAAAGGCCAGCAUCCCAGCUUUCCCAGAUGCCAAGCCUUACGGGACCUUGGAGCAAGCGGGAAAGGGGACUCCAGGCACGUCCUGGGAGAAAGCCAAGGGCAGCGAGGUCUCUGUCAUGCUCACUGUCUCUGCAGCUGCCGCCAAGAACCUGAACGGUGUCAUGGUGGCCGUGGCAGAGCUGUUGAGCAUGAAGAUCCCCAGUUCUUACGAAGUGCUGUUUCCGGACAGCCCCAUGCGGGCUGCUGCCAGCGAGCCCAGAAAAGUCGAUGCUGAUGCGCAGGGCAAAGAGAAGCCAGCGGCUCCCAAGGGCCCCGAAGGAGGGCCAGAAUGGCUGAAGCAGUUUGAUGCAAUGCUGCCUGGCUACAGUCUCAAGAACGAGCUGGACAUCUUGACGCUGCUCAAACAGGAGAGUCCCACCCCGGAAAAGGCCGCCCAGCACUGCUACAUCAACAACGUUGCCAACCUGGAUGUGCGGCAGCUGCUGACCCUUCCCGAGGAACCCUCUCCGCCCCUCUCCCCCUUCGCGCCCUCCCCGCCCAGCCCCCCCAGGGUCCCCGAGCCGGUCCCCGAGCCCGAAGCGCCGCCCUUGCCCGCUCCGUCCCCUCCGCCGCCCCCACCCUCCUCCCCCAAGGAGGAAGCCCCCCAGUCCCCGCCCAAAGCCAAGCCCCGCUCGCGGCCCCUGGAAGACGGCGAGGAGAACAAGCCGCGCCUGAAGAAGUGGAAGGGGGUGCGCUGGAAACGGCUGCGCUUCCUCAUCACCAUCCAGAAGGGCGGCGCCAAGCGGGACGGGGACCGGGAGAUCGCGGACUUUGUCGAGCGCCUGGCCGCCACCCUGCGCCCCGACAAAGUGCCCCGGGACUUGCGGAAGUGCUGCUUCUGCCACGAGGAGGGUGACGGCGCCACCGACGGGCCGGCGCGCCUGCUCAACCUGGACCUGGACCUCUGGGUGCACCUCAACUGCGCCCUGUGGUCCACAGAGGUCUACGAGACCCAGGGCGGGGCUCUCAUCAACGUGGAGGUGGCGCUGCACCGGGGCCUGCUCACCAAGUGCACCCUCUGCCAGAAGACGGGCGCCACCAACAGCUGCAACCGCAUCCGCUGCCCCAACGUCUACCACUUCGCCUGCGCCAUCCGGGCCAAGUGCAUGUUCUUCAAGGACAAGACCAUGCUCUGCCCCAUGCACAAGCUCAAGGGCCCCUGCGACCAGGAGCUGAGCACCUUCACCGUCUUCCGGCGCGUCUACAUCGAGCGCGACGAGGUCAAGCAGAUCGCCAGCAUCAUCCAGCGAGGCGAGCGCCUCCACAUGUUCCGGGUGGGGGGCCUCGUCUUCCACGCCAUCGGGCAGCUGCUGCCCCACCAGAUGGCCGACUUCCACAGCGUCACGGCGCUCUACCCGGUGGGCUACGAGGCCACCCGCAUCUACUGGAGCCUGCGCACCAACAACCGGCGCUGCUGCUACCGCUGCACCAUCUGCGAGAACAACGGCCGGCCGGAGUUUGUGGUGCAAGUCAUGGAGCAGGGCUUGGAGGACUUGGUCUUCACGGACUCCUCGCCGCAGGCGGUAUGGAACCGAAUCAUCGAACCGGUGGCCUUGAUGCGCAAGGAAGCGGACAUGCUGAGGCUCUUCCCCGAAUAUCUCAAGGGAGAAGAGCUCUUUGGCUUGACGGUGCAUGCUGUGCUGCGAAUUGCGGAGUCUCUGCCUGGUGUUGAGAGCUGCCAGAACUACAUGUUCCGCUAUGGGCGCCACCCACUCAUGGAGCUUCCACUCAUGAUCAACCCCACUGGCUGCGCCCGGUCGGAGCCCAAAAUCCUCACGCACUACAAACGGCCCCACACUCUGAACAGCACCAGCAUGUCCAAGGCCUACCAGAGCACGUUCACGGGCGAAACCAACACGCCGUACAGCAAGCAGUUUGUGCACUCCAAGUCCUCCCAGUACCGCCGCCUCAAGACGGAAUGGAAGAACAACGUCUACCUGGCCCGCUCCCGCAUCCAAGGGCUCGGCCUCUACGCUGCAAAGGAUAUAGAGAAGCACACGAUGGUCAUUGAGUACAUUGGCACCAUCAUCCGCAACGAGGUGGCCAACCGGAGAGAGAAGAUCUACGAGGAGCAGAACCGAGGGAUCUACAUGUUCCGUAUCAACAAUGAGCACGUCAUUGAUGCCACACUGACAGGUGGCCCUGCCAGGUACAUCAAUCACUCCUGCGCACCCAACUGUGUGGCUGAGGUGGUGACUUUUGACAAGGAGGACAAGAUCAUAAUCAUCUCGAGUCGCCGGAUACCUAAGGGAGAGGAGCUGACCUACGACUACCAGUUUGAUUUUGAAGACGAUCAGCACAAAAUCCCGUGCCAUUGUGGAGCCUGGAACUGCAGGAAAUGGAUGAACUAAACCCCAAGGAGGCUCUUCGGACAAAGCAAAGGGGGAGACCCCGACUGCUCGGCACAAGAGGCUCUGCACAGAGAGGAGGUGCUGCUGCUGUACCCGCUCUUCCAACCCUCCUGCGGCGCAGGGAAAUCACCCGGGGGGGGGGGGCAAAACGAGGCAUGUUUGGAAGCCACCAACAUGCUGGUGGGGCAGCUGGGGCCCAAGGCAAGAGAGGGGGGGUGUCGUCAGCAUAUCUGCCACUGCUUGCCAGUCUUGGCUAUGGUAUUAUCAUCAAGCUGGCUGCUUUUGGCUGCCAGGCUCGGCGGCCUCUUCUUCCAGACAAGGCGACCUGCUUCUCCCCAGCAGAAAGGAACAGCCACUAAGCAGCCCCAUCUGGGGCGGGGAACUGACAAACUGGCAACUCAGGGUUUUCUUUUAGUUUUUCUUUUGCUUUUUUUAAAAAUAAAAAUAAAUUCUUUCGAGGCCGAAAUGGGGAGCGCCCUUCCGCCCCCGUGCACCUGUAAAUAACGGGCUUCAGAAAUACUAUACUGGGAGGAGACGGGCAUUCUUUCUAGCAGAGCUGGGGGAAGCAGGGCUGCAGCAUGGCAAUUGGACCCCCCGGGGAAGAAUUUGUAAUUCCCUCUCCCCACCCCCUUGUGUGUGUGUGUGUGUGUUUCUUUAAGGAAUUUUUGUGUGCGAGAGAGAUUUCUUCUUCUUUUUUUAAAAGUCUACUAUCUAUUGCUUGCUAAUCUACCAAGGUAAACAAGAGGCUUCAAAGAGACUCAUUAGCUUGACAAUCCACCUUCCAGAGCCCACUGCCCCCGCCCCCCAGCUCUGGAUUUUGUAUACAUUUAAAUGUCAGAUUUGAAGGGGGGGGAGAGAAAGUGUGUGUAAAUAACGUGCUUUUUUUUGGAGAGAGAAAAAAGUACUUUUUUCCCAGCGGAAAGCAGGUGUCGGCUUGCCGAAGCUGGAAACAGGCCCUUCCUCUGCCCCACCCUGCCCAUCCUCCCUGCGCGAGGAGCAUUCGCACUUGAACCUACCUCAUUUGAAGUGUUAGACUUUGCUAUUUUCUGUUUUCUAAUGUGAGCCCCUCGCUGUGCCACCCUUCUGCUUUUUGAGCCCUCUUCCCUAAGUACGGAGAGCCACAGCUCCCCUGGCAGACAUGGGAAUGCGUUUCCAGGAGGUGGGAAACUUUUUUAUUAUAUCUGGGGUCGUUCCUCUUUCCCCCCCACAAAACCCUCAAACCAAAAACAGUACCCAGUCGCCUGACAACCUUCCAGACUGAAUUGCUGAACCGAGCGCUGUCCGCUUUCCCGCCCCAACAACCAAGAAGGGGGCAGGGGACCCCAUAAGGCUUUGAAUGUGCCAACGUGAUGGAGAACGCAAGAUCUCCUGGUCCGGCAGAUGCCAAUCUCAGCACAUCUCUCCCGUAGAGCCCAACCCAUUUUGCCGAUGAGGGAAGGGGGGGGAAGAGUGCUUGACGAGAGAGCCGAUGGCUAAGGGGGCCCAGCUGUGAUAUUUGGGGUUGGGGGAAGAGUUGGCCAAACCCGUUGCCCUAGAGACCCCCAGUUCCCAAUUGUUUCCCAUGAUCAACUUGCUGCUCUGAAGACUCUCUUAUGUUUGUAUGUGUGCUUGUGUGCGUGAGAGAGAGAGAUGUUGGCACAUUGCAGAGUUUGGGAUUAUUUAUCUAUUUAUAUAUAUUGUGUAUAUAUUUGAACUAGCAUGGGGAAGAAUGCUCUGGCUGCCGGGUUUUCCUCGACUGCCGGGUGGGUCUCCACAGGCCACCCCGUUUCCCCUCCACUGGGCAGGAAGGAACUAGAGGGGAGAACGUGUUUAUGGACAAAACGUAGGGUGGGAAGGGGAACAUGUAAAGAGCCCGUUUUUUAUGCUUUCUCUCUGUGUAUAUAGAUGACUAUUUUUCCUUUUCCUUUUUAAAGAAGAAAUCAAUUUAUAACCAGUAUCUUGAGAGCCAUCUGCCUAGCGCCAUCUCCUCCCCCCCCCAAAACGUAGGGAGAUUCUGUAUUAAUAGAAGGCAAAAUGUGGGCAUUAUACAGGGGAGACACACACACACAACCCGGGGGAAAAGAAACCCACACACAGGUUCUCCCUGCUGUUGAAAUGACUUUGCAAGAUAGCUGUACCCUUGAACCUAAGUUGGUAUUGUGGGGAGGGGGUGAGAGUUGCAGGGUCUUUACUGAUAAGGCUCUCUCGACUUAACUUUGUACAGUUGAGGCCUUUUAACGCACAAUUGCACCAUUUCCCCUCUCCCACACCCCCAAAAAACACUAUAACACACUCUCUCUCUCUCCAAAUGCCUGUAAGAGUGGCAUUGAGUGAUUAACCGAGGCCACAUCUCAUAUUCUCUCGCCUGAUCCAACAGACAAGGCAGAGAGAGAACGUGGCAAUAAGACUUUCAUAGCGGGGGCAAGGUGGGGCACGUAAAAUCAGGGUUUGUGUGUAAGAAUAUCUUUUUUUUGAACUUGUUGGCAAGGUGAGAACCAUGUUCUUGAGUGAAAAAGCUGCUUCUGCUAACCGUUCAAAGCUAUGACGGUUUAAAACAGUGGGGGGCUGGGGUAGGGAAAUUUCAAAUAUUAAAAGUAGUAAUUAAAAUUGUAUAUAAGAUGGCAUUUGUGUAGAGAAGGGGGGGGAGUUUUUAUCAGUAACAAAACCACUGGACAUUGUUUGAAAAUAAAGGUUUGAGUUAAAGCCAGUAUGCAUUUUUUUUUGUCUCUUCGGAUUUGUUUUGUGUGUCAUUUCCAUUAAUUUGGAAGGCUGUAAAGAUGUAAAAAAAAAUAAAUUUUAAAAAUUGCUACAAAGGUUUAAAAGCUUGAGAGAGAUUUUAAAAAAAUGAUAAAGUGACUGAAUAUAAUAGAUUGUCAAGAUUUUUUUGGAUGACGGUUAAGAGUUUAAGAUAAUCCUGUAGAUUUUAGCUGAUGAAGAAAGACUAUACAGUUUUUAAUUUUUAUAUAAACUAUAACCCGGUCUUGAAGCUAAAACUUUUUUAAAGUUCUCUGCCUGUAUAAUCGCAUUUGACGCCUUGUCCCAUACUUCUGUUUACAGUUGCACAUAUUAUAUAUAUUAAGUUUUAACCCUUUUAUGAACCCAAAAUAAUCACUUUUUUAAAAAAUAAAGUGUGGACUUUGUGAGGAAUUAUA
This is a messenger RNA of Podarcis muralis (Common wall lizard), 19357 nucleotides long. RefSeq names its product lysine methyltransferase 2D (gene KMT2D). Gene Ontology annotation, molecular function: protein binding; histone H3K4 methyltransferase activity; transcription coactivator activity. NCBI's taxonomy places the organism in Eukaryota, Metazoa, Chordata, Lepidosauria, Squamata, Lacertidae. Gene Ontology annotation, cellular component: nucleus; MLL3/4 complex. The record is from RefSeq and is a predicted model, not a curated record. Gene Ontology annotation, biological process: positive regulation of transcription by RNA polymerase II.